Messenger RNA from Haliotis rufescens (red abalone), 5043 nucleotides. Its product is annotated as orphan steroid hormone receptor 2-like. The transcript has 14 exons. Gene Ontology annotation, biological process: cell differentiation; anatomical structure development; regulation of transcription by RNA polymerase II. NCBI's taxonomy places the organism in Eukaryota, Metazoa, Mollusca, Gastropoda, Lepetellida, Haliotidae. The coding region runs from base 163 to 2361 and encodes 732 amino acids. The record is from RefSeq and is a predicted model, not a curated record. Gene Ontology annotation, molecular function: zinc ion binding; RNA polymerase II cis-regulatory region sequence-specific DNA binding; nuclear receptor activity.
CCAAUCACAUUUCUGUAUCCUCUGCGUCUCCCAGCAUAGGUCACAACCUCUGACCUUUAUUCCUGUCUGCCCGGACGUAGAAGGAUUUCUUGGGAUUUAGCAACUUAAGCAGUGGGUUUGAAGACAACAACAAUCGGUAAGUGUCCAUAGGUGAACCUGGCCAUGGCUUCCCUAGAGGAAGUUCACCGGACCAGCUCUGCAUCAGAAAAUGCAGCGGAAGCUGCCCUCAUCGCGAUGGAAAGUGGCACUGACAACGUCAUCCAUAUUGUCAACUCGGCUGCCUCGUCCUCUACAGCCAUGACACUCCCAACCAUUGCACUGGCCUCGGGCAACCUCACAAUUCCUGUUACUCUCGGACCCCCGGGAGGUUCCAACAUACAAGCUAACGGCACUCAACAGGUCGUAGUGUCCACUAUGGCUCCUGCUGAUCUGGCCGCCAAGUUAAAGGACGGCUCACUUCCCACGCAGGUCGUGCAGGUCCCUGCCGGUUCCCUCACCACAGUUGACUGGGCAGCUAAACUCAAGGAGUUGCAGCAUGCCCAGAGACUGGAACGACUGCGGGAAGAGCAACAAGCUGUCCGGGACAAGCUCACACAGAAACAACAGUUCGAGGCGAAAUACGAGCCGUGUGUUGUUUGUGGCGACCGUGCUUCAGGUCGACACUAUGGUGCAAUCAGCUGUGAGGGGUGCAAGGGGUUCUUCAAGCGGAGCAUCAGGAAGCAGCUGGGGUAUGCGUGUCGAGGAGCUCGAGACUGCCCCGUCACGAAACUCCAUCGUAACCGAUGCCAGUACUGUCGACUACAAAAAUGCCUGGCUGUGGGAAUGAGAUCAGAGUCAUUCGCCGAUAAGUCAGCAGAUUUGCAAGUUCAGGCUCCUCCAUAUAUCGAGGCCGUGCAGCAGGAACGCAAGCCUCCGGACCAGAAGGAUAAAAUACAGACCACUGUUGCUACGUCUACGCAGAGGAUUUACAUCCGGAAGGACUUCAAUAGUCCCUCAGCAGCAAUCCCUACCUUUGCAGCUAAACCUAUACCGACCCCUCAACAAGAUUACUAUGAACUCCAGAGCCCUGAGGAUGGUACGGCCAAGGCGGUCGGAGGGAGCCUACUGGCCAACCUGCAGGAGAGGGUCAUCCAAACUGACCAGGGCAUGGUCAUUCUUAGCUCCCAGAUGCCUUCCACCACUGCAAACACAGAUCUGAGUACACUGGCCAGCGUCGUGACCACCUUGGCCAACAUGGGGAAGAAUGAAGGGGAUCAGAGCCAAGGUGGCGACCCACUCACGCCGUCAAACGGAGAUUCGGAGGUGGACACCAACACAGACUCAGUGGCCAAGGCAUUUGAUACUCUUGCCAAGGCUGUGCAGCCUCAGUCUAAUCAGAGCAGCACGCUGGACCAGUCGGUGUCAGAGACCAGCCUCAAUGAAUCUGGCAUGAGUACGGAGUCAGGAGAUAGCAGCUUCGUCAUCGACAUCGAAGGUCCUAUUCUCUCCGAAUCCAACUUCCAGUUCAACCUGACGACUCCAUCUCCCAUGCCCGCGUACCUGAAUGUCCAUUACAUAUGUGAGAGUGCGUCACGCCUUCUCUUUCUCUCCAUGCACUGGACACGCUCAAUCAACGCCUUUCAGAUUCUCAACCCUGACCUGCAGACAACAAUUGUGCGGUCGUGUUGGAGUGAGCUGUUCUGCCUGGGCCUAGCACAGUGUUCCAACACCAUGUGCCUGUCAACCAUCCUGGCGGCCAUCUUGAACCAUCUCCAGGCCAGCCUGCAGCAAGGUACAAACACUAACACAGAGAAAGCCGACCAAGACAAGGUGAAGGUUGUGAUCGAGCAUAUCAUUCGCCUGCAGGAUUACAUCACUGCCAUGUCCCAGCUCCAGGUCACCUCAGCUGAGUACGCCUAUCUCAAGACUCUGGUCCUCUUCUUCUCAGACAACCCCAACAUCCGGAAUAAGCGUCAGAUCGAGAAGCUCCAGGACAAGACCAGUAAGGAGCUUGUGCAGCAUGUCCAGGCUAUGGGAUCCUCCUCUGAGCGAAUAGCCAAACUGUUGCUGCGUCUUCCCCCACUCAAAACAUUCAGCCCAAACACAAUGGAAGAGCUGUUCUUCUCCGGACUGAUUGGCAGCGUUCAAAUCGACAGCAUAAUUCCCUAUAUUCUGCGGAUGGAGACUGCAGAGUACAACCUACAGAUGACAGGGCAGCUUCUCUCACCCGCCCAGGGACAAGCUACGGAAUACAGCAUUCAUUCUGUCAACGGUCUGCCCGCACAAGGCACCGUCUUGCAAGACUUCAACGCUUCAGUGAUUAACGGGCCAGCUGCCCAGGUCCUGCAGGCACAGACAAUAACCCCGGGGACAAGCGCGUGACAUACACAUGACCUUGACCUCAGUUACUUUGGUCAGGAGUGAUGUUCAUUUUUAAAGUCAGCUGACAUUUUAUUUUCACCAGCAGGUGAUGUGAGCAUGAUCAAUUCUUAAUAUAUAUUUUUUUUGGUUUUUUUUGGAAAGGAGGCGUCCUUGACCUUUGACAGGAUUUGCAACUCCAUUAUAAAGUGCUAUGGAACAGACAAUUAACUGGAUUCUUUCUUGCAACUGACAACAGCAUGAGAGAUGAGGCUGUUCAUUAUUUAAGAUAGCUUGGAUCUAUUAACGUAUACCCUGGUGCUGUGACAUGUUGUAGAAUACUUGAUAUUGCGUUGCCAGUGAGAAUAAGUCAUGCUCUGUUUUUCGUGUGAUCUGGAACACGUUAUCUACUGGUGGUGAAGUUUGACACGAGGGACACCUACAGACGCGCGGAACCUGAUUUUGAUUUUUUGCCUGUGUGAUUAUCUUGAAGAUAAAUAAUCAUUAUCAUCUUCAGUGUGAUUCUUGGUUUCUGUUCCACAAGUUAUCUCAUUACUAAGCUUUUUUGAAUGAUCACAUUGUGAAGAUCCUUUGAAGGGUCAAAGUUCCUAUUGAAAGGGUCGUUAAGAUCUUUUGGAUGGUCUGAGAAGUAAGAUAUAUAAGAUGGCCAUACUUUUAUGAUCUUUUGAAAUGUCAUUGUGCUGAAUUCCUGUUCAGGAUUUGGAAUAUGGUAAAAUCAUUUGAAUUCGAAUUUUAAGAACAAUUUUAUACGGCUUUUGCUAAGAUAUUUUGAAGAGUCAGACUAUAAACACCUCGGGUCUGAGAUUUUCUUUGAUCUCUACUGCCAAGAUUGUUAGUGGAUCAGAAACCAAGUCAAGGGGAGACAACUAGGGACUAAGCAUUUGAGAGGAGACAUGGCUAAGUAUUUAUUUUGAUGGUUAUUGCACUGAAUCAUAUCAAUGUAUUAUAUAUCCACUGGGCGUCUUUGCGGUCAAUUUACUGCAUUAUCCAUGGUUGUGGCCAGGCUUUCAACCCUCUGGCCCCAAACAUGUAUAGAUGAAAAUGUUACUACUUUUGAAAUUGUAGCUGUAUCUCUGUUGACUCUUCGACUAGUGUAAGGACUGAUGGGGUGGUCUAAUGGUUAAGGUUUUCGUAGGUAGGACCUAAGACAUGGGUUCAAUUACCCAUAUGGGUACAGUGUAUUAAGCCUAUUGAUGCACCUGCACCAACUGUAAUUAUGUUGGAAUGUUGCUAACAGCGGAAAACUCUGUUCUCGGUUACUAAUCCAAGCUCCUUCGCAGCGUGUGACACCUUCGUUACCAUUCGGGUAUCAUCGCUGCCACCAGGGUGCAAGUGACCAUUUCAGAAGUUUUGAGCAUGUUCCUCCUAACCCAAAUGUAGUAACAUGUAUUUUUUUGGUAUAUCUUUGGGAAGGUUUUACGACUGACUUACUAUUUCCCUCAUUUUACAUUUGUUGGCUGGUUGGAGAUUGCAAGGGAACAGCGACCUUUCCCCCCUGCAUAUUCACUUAUGCUACUUACUGAAAUGAAAUAGAAAUUCAAAUUGAUAAACAAACAAUAUAUUUCAAGUGGUGAAGAGUAUUCAGUGUCACGACAGUCAUCACCUGUUUGUAAACAUAACAGUCUGGUGGUUGCGAGGUCAGCUCCAUGCAUGGUUGUGGCUGCCUUGCACAGUCGGGAGCUGUGAUGGGUGGCAGCGAUAGUAUAGAAUUUGCGAACAGGCUGUCGCUGUGAGGAGCGAACAGGCAAUCGCUGUGAGGAGCCUGUCAACAAAAUGAUUACUUCAGUUUUUUUACAAUCACAAAAAAAACUCCAGAGGAGAAUUCUUUCAAAAAACAUUUUCCUUUUUUAUUCACAUGCAAAAUAUAUAAUAUAUAUAAUAUGCACUGUCAAACCCUUGGGCUAGGGGGUGAUAAGCACGAGAGGGAGUUGGAUAGGGAGAAAGAGAGAGACAUAGCGAUACAUAUGCAUAAUUAACUGAUACAUGGUUUGCAGUUUACAAGUUAAUGUUUAGGUAUAAAGAUGUUUAGGUAUAAAGAAGUUUAGGUAUAAAGAAGUUUAGGUAUAAAGAAGUUUAGGUCUAACACAUGUCCUAAGAUUAACGACAACAGCCAAAUUAGACAAGGACCCUUAGAUUUCCCUUAAUUCUAACACUGAAUUUAUUUUUCGGUUUAUUUUUGUCAAGAUUCGCCAGUUCAGUUUAUAAUGUGAUUGUAGUGAUAUUUCAAGUGACAUUAUCAUGGUUUCUUGUGUCUUUUUUCAAUAGGGGCCGUGAGUUGUCUUUUCAGAACACUGUAAAUACCUUAUAUGUUGAUGUGUUGAAAGCAAAGACUCUCAAUUUCUUUUGUCUCCAGCUUGAAUAUAAAGGUUGUUUUCUCUGACCAUGACAUGUAAAGCAGAGGCACUUACAUAUUUCCAUAUCAUAAAACUGUAUGACAGGCAGCAGAAAAUCACUUCAUCCGAUAGUUCUCAUUUUUAGACAGACAACCAUUACUCGUUUCACGGGUUGCAGCCAUUGCCCAUAGCAUGAUAUUAUGUGAUAUUUAUUCACAAUAACCUGAAAGCAGGUUUCUAAUUCAGUUUUGAUAUUACACAAUAAUAAAGCUGUUUUUGACACAGGCCAGAAUGUCAAAAAGUAUCAGUCUUAUUCUAGUUAUAGACUGGGGUUCAUAGGUUUAUAUAUAUA